Messenger RNA from Dichotomopilus funicola, 813 nucleotides. Its product is annotated as 50S ribosomal protein L30e-like protein. The transcript has 2 exons. NCBI's taxonomy places the organism in Eukaryota, Fungi, Ascomycota, Sordariomycetes, Sordariales, Chaetomiaceae. Gene Ontology annotation, biological process: ribosome biogenesis. Gene Ontology annotation, cellular component: ribonucleoprotein complex. Bases 1 to 813 code for a protein of 270 amino acids. The record is from RefSeq and is a predicted model, not a curated record.
AUGGCCGUCGUGGACGUCGUCGACGACAAGAAGUUGAAGAAGGAGAAGAAGAGCAAGGACAAGUCAGAGAAGAAAGACAAGAAGCGCAGCGAAGCCGGUGGCGUCACCAAGGAGAAGAAGGACAAGAAGAAGGACAAGGCGAAGCAGGACAAGCUUGCGCGCGCCCUCGAUGCCCACCUCCAAGCCGAUGCCGCCGCGUCGUUCGAGGACGACAACGAUGCCGCCGCUGCUGUCGACCCCGAGGACAUCAUCAAGCCCGCCGAGGAGCUGGUCCCUUUUGCGUUGCCGCUUGCCGAUGACAAGGUCCACAAGAAGAUCUACAAGCUAAUCAAGAAGGGCGCCAAACUUAAGUCCAUCCACCGCGGCGUCAAAGAAUGCGAAAAGGCCAUCAAGAAAUGCCCUCCCAAGACCGCCUCCUCCAAGCCCGACGCGACCGCCCCCGGCCUCGUCAUCAUCGCCGGCGACAUCUCCCCAAUGGACGUGAUCAUGCACUUCCCCGUGCUCUGCGAGGAGCACGGCGUGCCCUACCUGUACGUGCGCUCGCGCGCCGACCUGGGCGUGGCGGCGUGCACCAAGCGCGCGACCAGCGUGGUGAUGCUCAAGCCCGAGGGCAAGAAGUCCAAUGGCGACACGGAGAUGGAUGAUGCGGACGACAAGAAGGUCAGCGCUGAGGAGUACCUUGAGGCGUGGACUGAACUGGCCAAGACGGCGGAUAAGCAGUGGAAGAUCCAGGUUCAGCCGUGGGUUAAGGGCACGCAUCCGCUGCAGAUUGAGGACCGCGAGCGUCAGAGGCAAGCGGCCGCGAGUGCUUGA